AUGAUUAAACUCCCCGGUGCACUCUUCCUCACCCAGCUGUGUCUGGCAGUUUCCGCACAAUAUCUCGACUGGAGAAUUUACAAAGCAAACGGAGUCAACCUUGGAGGUUGGCUUUGCCAGGAGUCUACGAUUGAUACGGCCUGGUGGGCAAGGUACUCCAAAGGCGCCGAGGAUGAAUGGGGCCUCUGCGCAAACCAGGGUGCACAAUGUGGCCCUAUCCUGGAGAGACGAUACGCAAGCUAUAUUACACCUGCAGCCAUUGAUAAGCUCGCUGGUGCUGGCGUGAACACCUUGCGUAUCCCCACCACCUAUGCGGCGUGGGUCAAAGUGCCCGGCUCGCAGCUAUACGCCGGUAACCAGGUUUCUUUUCUGAGGAACAUUGCGACAUACGCUAUUACCAGACAUGGCAUGCAUGUGAUCAUCGACGUGCACUCACUACCGGGUGGAGUGAAUGGAAUGCCUUUUGGCGAGGCAUCCGGACACUAUGGAUGGUUCAACAAUCAAACCGCUCUCGAUUAUUCGCUUGCAGCAAUCGAUGUCGUUCUCGCUUACGUGCAGAGCUCGGGUCACCCAGAAUCCUACACCAUUGCACCCAUCAAUGAGCCGGUUGAUAAUCGAGACAUGAGGUUCUUUGGCACGCCUGCAGCCUUGUCUGAAAACGGCUCUGCUUGGGUCCUGCGAUACAUAAAAGCAGUCUUGAACAAAGUGGCUGCGGUGAAUCCCAAGAUCCCAGUCAUGUUCCAGGGAAGCUUUCGACCUGAGACAUACUGGUCGCCCAACUUCCCAAGCAGCACAAAUUUGGUGUUUGACCAGCAUAAUUACUACUUUGCUGGUCGCGGUGCAACGGGCCAGAACAUUACUUCUUAUAUCUGUGCCGAUGCCGCUGGUGGAGCUGGGGAUGGCAAAUUCCCUGUUUUCGUUGGGGAAUGGUCGAUCCAGGCCGAAUACAACAAUACUUUCACCGGACGGGAGAGGGCCUUGAAUACAGGACUAUACGCCUUUGCGAAGCAUGCCCAAGGCAGUACUUACUGGACUGCUAAAUUCUCGGGAAACGCUACUGUCAACGGUCAGGGAACGCAGGCGGAUUACUGGGACUACAUGACCUGGAUUAAUCAAGAUAUGAUCCAUCCGGCCGACGCAGCCGAUAUGUGCGCUUAA
Molecule: messenger RNA, 1158 nt
Organism: Aspergillus novofumigatus IBT 16806
Lineage: Eukaryota; Fungi; Ascomycota; Eurotiomycetes; Eurotiales; Aspergillaceae
Product: putative cellulase
Exons: 1
Coding region: 1-1158 (385 amino acids)
Biological process (GO): glucan catabolic process
Cellular component (GO): cell surface; extracellular region
Molecular function (GO): glucan exo-1,3-beta-glucosidase activity
Source: RefSeq, a predicted model, not a curated record